Molecule: messenger RNA, 777 nt
Organism: Metarhizium robertsii ARSEF 23
Lineage: Eukaryota; Fungi; Ascomycota; Sordariomycetes; Hypocreales; Clavicipitaceae
Product: Asparaginase/glutaminase
Exons: 2
Coding region: 1-777 (258 amino acids)
Source: RefSeq, a predicted model, not a curated record
AUGGCCGCGGAAAUAGCAAAAGAAGCCCCGGAGACAGGACCCCCAGAAAAAGCCGCCCCAUUGAAGGAUACCCCAAUAGUCCUCGUUAUUUCUUGUGGUGGCACCGUCACCAGCGUUGCAGAGGAUCCCACCGACGUUCAAAUGUACACAAUGGGAGCACUCAAUGCCGAGGCAUUUCGAAGUCGAGUUGCUCCUCAAUUGGGCCAGAGGGUUAACUUAAGGUUCCAUGAUUUUGCGGAGACCGGUACUGGUAGCCCUGACUUUGGUAGCGACCAAUGGCUCGAGCUCGCGAGAUAUCUCCUUGCAGAAAGCACUCGGCCUUUUGAUGGUUUGGUCCUUUUGGUGGACGUGAGAUACAACUAUGGCCCGAGUCUGCCGACGGAUCCAAGAAUCUCGAUUUAUCUCCAAGAGGUUAAGGAUCUCCCGAGAGUCGAUAUUUUGAAAGGCUACCCAGGAUCAACUGUGGACCUCUUCUUCGCUGCAGUAGAGAAGGCUGAGGAUCCUGCAAGAGGUAUUAUCCUUGAAGGCAUGGGGGCUGGCUCCUGGUCAACCAAGCCUGGCAAGGAGAUAAUGGAGUACAGCAAACCCAGACAGUUUCCUGUGAUUGUCUGUCGUGGACCUGAAGAGGGGCAUGUCAGCGGCGCCUUUGUGUACGGAUUGGGGGACGGAUGCAUUGGGGGUGGGAAUUUAAGCUCGCUGAAAGCCUGGGUCAAGCUGCGGCUUCUAUUAUGUAAAGGAGCGAGCUAUGAGGAGAUAAAGAAGGCUUUCAGUUAUUGA